Molecule: messenger RNA, 1965 nt
Organism: Saccharomyces mikatae IFO 1815
Lineage: Eukaryota; Fungi; Ascomycota; Saccharomycetes; Saccharomycetales; Saccharomycetaceae
Gene: SSQ1
Product: Hsp70 family ATPase SSQ1
Exons: 1
Coding region: 1-1965 (654 amino acids)
Biological process (GO): protein refolding; cellular response to unfolded protein
Cellular component (GO): mitochondrion; cytoplasm
Molecular function (GO): ATP-dependent protein folding chaperone; heat shock protein binding; ATP binding
Source: RefSeq, a predicted model, not a curated record
AUGCUUAGAUUUGGGAGAUUAAAUUGUCCCAAAUUGAAUAUCAGUUCACGAUUACUAUACUCAACGAGUUCUCAAGUAGUUAAAAAGGUCAUUGGUAUCGAUUUAGGUACAACAAAUAGUGCUGUUGCAUAUAUCCGUGAUUCAAACGAUAAGAAAUCAGCUACUAUAAUAGAGAAUGAUGAAGGACAACGAACCACACCAUCAAUAGUUGCCUUUGAUGUUAAGAGCUCACCACAGAACAAAGAACAGAUGAAAACCUUGGUAGGGAUGGCAGCUAAGAGGCAAAACGCGGUUAAUGCUGAAAACACCUUCUUUGCCACAAAGAGACUCAUUGGUCGUGCGUUUGAUGACAAGGAAGUUCAACGAGAUAUGAGUAUCAUGCCAUACAAGAUUGUCAAGUGUGAAUUUAAUGGGCAAGCCUAUCUUAGUACGUCAAAUGGGCUCAUUCAAUCACCCAGUCAAAUAGGAUCUAUACUGUUGAAGUAUUUGAAACAAGUCUCAGAAGAAUACUUGGGAGAAGAAGUAAACCUGGCAGUUAUUACAGUUCCAGCGUACUUUAACGAUUCUCAAAGACAAGCUACAAAAGAUGCCGGUAAACUAGCCGGGCUCAAUGUUUUGAGAGUUAUCAAUGAACCAACUGCAGCUGCCUUGAGUUUCGGAAUUGAUGAUAAAAGGAAUAAUGGACUAGUUGCAGUUUACGAUUUGGGUGGUGGUACAUUUGAUAUAUCAAUCUUGGAUAUUGAAGAUGGUGUUUUUGAAGUUCGGGCUACUAACGGUGAUACGCAUUUGGGUGGGGAAGAUUUUGAUAAUGUUAUUGUAAACUAUAUCAUAGACACAUUUAUUAAGGAAAACCCUGAAAUUACACGGGAAGAAAUCACAAAGAAUAGGGAGACCAUGCAAAGGUUAAAAGAUAUAUCUGAAAGAGCUAAGAUAGAUCUGUCACAUGUAAAGAAAACCGUCAUCGAACUUCCAUUCGUGUAUAAGAGCAAACAUUUACGGAUGUCAAUGACAGAGGAAGAGCUGGAUAACAUGACUUUAUCAUUAAUCAAAAGAACUAUCCCACCUGUGAAGCAGGCGCUAGUAGACGCUGAUAUUGAAGCAGAAAACAUAGAUGAGGUGAUCCUUGUUGGUGGUAUGACACGUAUGCCCAAAAUCAGAUCUGUUGUAAAAGAUCUUUUUGGUAGGUCUCCCAAUUCUAGUGUUAAUCCGGAUGAAACUGUUGCACUGGGUGCAGCUAUUCAAGGUGGUGUCCUAUCUGGUGAAAUAAAGAAUGUUUUACUUUUAGAUGUUACUCCAUUGACAUUAGGUAUUGAAACAUUCGGAGGAGCAUUUUCGCCCUUGAUACCUAGAAAUACAACAGUUCCGGUGAGAAAAACUGAGAUAUUUAGUACUGGUGUUGAUGGUCAAACUGGGGUUGAUAUUAAAGUUUUUCAGGGUGAGAGAGGAUUAGUUCGUAAUAACAAAUUGAUUGGUGACUUGAAGCUUACUGGUAUCACACCUUUACCUAAGGGUAUUCCGCAAAUAUAUGUUACAUUUGAUAUCGAUGCCGAUGGUAUCAUUAAUGUGUCAGCUGCUGAGAAAAGUAGUGGGAAGGAACAAUCCAUAACUGUGAUACCAAAUUCUGGAUUAAGUGAGCAGGAAAUUGCAAAAUUGGUGGAAGAAGCAAAUGCUAAUAGGGCUCAAGAUAACCUGAUUAGACAAAGAUUAGAACUUAUUUCCAAAGCCGAUAUUAUGAUCAGCGACACUGAGAAUUUGUUCAAAAGAUACGAAAAACUAAUUUCUAGUGAAAUGGAGUACCCCAAGAUUGUAAAUGAUAUCAAGGCUGUUAAACAAGCCAUAAAGGAUUUUAAGACCAACGAAAAUGAUAUGUCAAUUGACGUGAAUGGAAUAAAGAAGGCUACUGAUGCACUACAGGGCCGCGCAUUGAAGUUAUUUCAAAGUGCGACAAAACAUCAGCAGCAGUAG